GCCGUUGGCGGCAAAAGCUGUAAUCGUCUAUGCACUCUACGCAAUUGUCAUUUGUUUAAAAUAUGUAAUGUAUAAUGUGAAAUUUGUGUUACAUUUGAUGUUAAUGUUACUUGUUCAUUUAAGUGUUAUUAAUAUAAAGUGUCCUUAAUUAUGGAAAGUUUGUUCGUACAUUGUUUGUGUAAUUAUUUUGGAAUCAAGAGAAUUGGUGAAGAUUGCGUCGAGAAAAAUCUUCGUACCGGUGCCAAUUGAGCAUUAAUUAAUUUUAAUUGAACAAGAAUUUUUGAUAAUAUUGAUAAUAAAAUGGAUCUCGCGGCCACGCAAGUUUAUGAGGAUGACGAUUUUCUAUUUACUCAGAAAAUUUCACAUGCACUAGAGGAAGAAGAGUCAGUACAGGUUGGAACAUUAAGCAUUAAUUCUACUGACUAUCCAAUUAAAAAAGGGAUCACAAAAAUUGGUAGACUUGGUAGCUGCGACAUUGUUAUUAAUGACGUGACAGUGUCAAAGCUACAUGCAGAAAUUGAGGCUAGCGGAGGUCAAGGAUCAACCUGGUUGAGUGAUCUGAAUUCUUCCAACAAAACAAAGCUUAAUAACUUAACACUGCAAGUCGCUCGUUCGUAUGAACUUAAAGAUGGAAGUGUUAUUGAAUUUGGCAGAGUGCGUGCGACUUAUCGUACAUAUUGUCCGACUGAUGACUCAAUGAUACCAGAAACGCCUGCACCUUCGCGACAGAAAACUGCAAAUAUUAUAAUUCCGAAUACACCAGAUUCAUCUCUUAAUAAUUCAUCUAGUGUGGAUGGUGAUGGAUCCAUCAUUUUUGGAACUCAAAAAGAUGACGAGAAUAGUGUCUUCCGACGACCGCAAAUUCCGCAACAAUGUCAGCCAUCAACAAGCGUCGGUAAAAAGAAAAUCUCCAUGAAUGAAAGUAAUGACUCGCGAAUCACUACAUUGCGCACAUCUGAUACUAACGUUAGCGAGAGUCGAACCAGUAUAUAUGAUCUGGAAACGCAGACGUUUGAGGAGGGAUGCAAAACGACAUCAAAUUCUAUUUAUGACAUGGAGACGCAAGUAGGCCCCAUUGACAUAUCCGAGCGUGUUGUAGACGCGAAUGCUACCAAGCAAAUGUCAAAACUAAAUGUUAGCGAUAAAACAGCUGGCAGAUCUGUAACGGAUAUUCACGAUGUAGAAACGCAGAACUACAUAGACGAUAUUAACGAAAUGGAAACUCAAAAGAGCAAUCUUAAUAUUCGAAAUGUAACAGAGAAGAAGAUAGAUAUUCAUGUUACGGAAACGCAAUCUUACGUUGACGAUACUGUCAAAGAUGACAGCAAUGUUCAGAAAUCUGAAAUCGAUAAAAAUAAUAGUCGACAGAAAAGUUCAGCUGAUAUCGAGCGCAUUCACGAUUUAGAGACGCAAAAGUAUAUUGCGGAAGAUAUAUCUGAUUUAGAAACUCAAGUAGAAUUAAAUAGCAUUGCAACAAGCGAGCAAAACAGAGACAUAUCCGACAUGGAAACUCAACUUGAGGCGAAUGUUAUGGUAGAUAAAACUAGUAAUAAUCAGGUAAACAAGGAUAAAAAUAAAAACGGUGCAGAAAGCACUAGUAAUUGUGAGGACGGAAUAAAUCGUGAAGACAUCACCAAGUCACCGAGAUCCAGAUCCGAUAGUCCUGCAUCUUUGAAUUUAUCUUCACCAGGAGUUGAAGGUGAUCCUUCGUCGCCAUUAAACCAAAGUGGUCAUCUACUUGAGUCGUCGGAUUUAUUAGAGUUCUUUAGCGAGGGCAUUGAAAAGCAAGGAGAAGCGCAAGCCCCAAAUGCAUCCACGCCAAAACCAUCUACGAAGAUAUCGGAAAGGGAUAGUAAUGUUGAAAAAGAAAGAAACGUGGUGAAUGACGAAGAGAAUAACGACGACGACGACGACAUUUUUGAAGCUCCUACUCAACGCAACUUCGAAGCUUUAAUGUCGGAUUCCGAGACCGAUGAGAAAGAUGUGCCAGUAAUGCGCAAAGUUUCCAAGAAGAAGCAUGGAAAGCCUCAAUCGGAAAAAACCAACGAUGAUUCGGAAACGGACGCGGAGGAAUACGUUGCAGAACUGGCUAAGAAGCCGUGUACAUCUCCGAAAACUUUAAAUAAGCCAUCUACUGAAGAUGUAAGUAAUAAAAAUGACCCUGGCACGAGUAUCGAAUCCGAAGAUAUGUUUGAUGCACCAACGCAACGAUUAGACGAUUGUCGUACGAUUAAGGCUUCAACGAAUUCUUCAACCAAUCAAGCAGAAAACGCUAAUGAAAUUAAUGACGCCGAGAUUGAUCAUAUGGCGCCGACGCAAAUUAUACGCGAUGUUGAUCAGGGCGAUCAAACAUGUACGUCGAAAAAGAAUCAAAAUGUGGAUGAUGUGGCAAAUACGCAGAUUAUUAACACAAAAUCGAUCGAUUGCACAACAGAAAAUCUUGAUUGCGAAGACAUAGAUUAUGAGCUUGCGCCUACACAAGUAAUCAGUGAAAUUAAAAAUAAAGAAAAAAAUUCCAUUUCGAAAACAGGCUCUACUCGGGUAAAUUUAAAUGACACUGUUGAACGAGAACUUAAUGAAAUGUUUGAUGAUGUAAACGAUAUCAAUAACUCUCACGAGUCGCCGCUUAUGUCGACGCAAUGUUUGGAAAGUCUUCUGGAAUCUUCUCAAUGUGAUGACUCUGCUAAUAAAACCAUCGCUGGCGUUAGAGAUACAGGUAGCGUGCUACAAAAGCAGAUACAAAAGAAAAAUCGUGCAUCUUUUAAUCAACAUUCGCAUAAUUUACCGAGUACCGAAGUAAAUGCGAAUGCGACAAAUAAGGCAGAGACUGAUUCGCAAGAUGUUUAUUUUUCCACUAUUACUACAAGACGAAAGAGAAAUAUUAUAAGAGAUACACAAGAAUUCGCAGAUUCCGUGGAGAAUACAACUCCUCAUCAAGAUGUUAAUUCUUCGCAGGCGUCUAAAGCAAACAAUAAAAAAGCCAUGGAUGAUAAUGUAGCUGUGGAAUCUGACAAGAGAAGAAAAAGAAUACCAAAGAACAAAUCCGAUGCAAUAACGGAAACAUUAAAUGACAAUAGCAGGAAUGAAAUCAUCUCGAGUGAAAAUAACGGAAGAAGUCUUCGAAGUUCGAAACGAAAAGAUGAAGCUCCGUCGGAAACGAGCAAACAGAUUUUGGGGAGUAAUCAAGCUAAAAUCGGCGUCGAUGAUGCCGAAGAGAACACACCGAUUUGUACACCUUGCCCAUUGGAAAAUGGACAACGUCUGCAAACAUUGUAUGAGAAUGACGAUGACAUUCUAAUGCGUUUACCAGCUGUUAGAAUAUCGGGAACACUCUCAAAUCCUGCGAGUCCUUCUGCGUCAUCGACGUCGACUGUACGUAGUACAAGCUCUAAACGAAACGCUGCAAGGAGUAAAGCGAAAAAAAAUACAGCCUCGAGAGGAAAAUCACUACGAAAACGUGAUACUGAAAAUUCUGAGAAAAAUGGGCCAUCCGGUAGUCAUUCAAAUUUUGUUCUUGGCACUCUAAUGACUGACAAAAUGCCAACUCUUGUGGACACGUCCGGCGAUUCCGACAGUGAAACCGAACGUAAACGAUUCCAUCAAAUGGCAGGCAGAAUGUUCAACAACAAGCUCAGUUGUCCGAAGCAACAGGAUGAGGAGAACGAGGAAAGUGCACGCAUCUCACCAAAUUUAUCAAAACAUUCAAAGCAGAAUAUGGAUGUUGAAUCGAAAAAUUCUGUGCGGACCAGUUCGAGGAUAAAACGACAUCCCAGUAAACAAAACGACGAGAGUUUGCGUGAUUUUCAAAAAGAGACUUGCAUAAAAAAUACAGCCUCUGGAGCAACCAGAUCUACAAAAUUAGAAACAAAAUCUGCCAUCGCUAAAAGAAAGGUAUCUCAGAACGUGACAGAAAAAAGCGAGCAAGUUAUUUCGAAGAAACGUAAAACAGCUCAAGUCACUGAGGAAUGUCCAGUUUCUACACGCGAUCGAGGAAAUACGAUGAAAACCGCGACCGAUAGACAGUCACCGAAUAUCCUUCAGUUUACUAAAAUGAAUUCAUGUGAAAAUUCUUCUACAAAUAUGAAAUUUCUUGAAGAUAAUAAAGCAGCAUCUAAAACUACAUUGCAAGAAACUCACGAGAUCUCUUUAAAUACGGGAACAGAUGGAAACGUCGGUCCUGGAAGAGCGAACGUUAAACGAACCAGGCGUAUAAUUUAUGACAAUCAAGUUACGACACAUGUCAAUGAUGAAAAGAAAAACGAAUUAGCUGAAAUAAAAAGAACAGAAACGCAAGGCAAGGUUCUGAGAGUUCUGCUUAAUCCUAUAAAGAGUCCCGCGGAUGAUGCAUCGCAAGAAGUCGAGAGAAUUAUGGCAAGAGGUCCGAGCAAUGCGCAGGAUAAGAAUUUAUCGAUCAGAGAAAGUAAUAAGGCGAAGAUAUUCCAAAGACAAUUGAGAACCAGAAGCAGGAAACGACCCGAUUCGGAUACUGAUUCUGUUUUAACUGAGAGUAGCGUGUCAUCUGGGAUAGACUCUGAUAACACGCAACUUGACAAUUUUGCGCCGAAAGCUAAACGCGGAAGGUCUGCUAAAAGUUCCGUCUCUUCGCUGCCAGAGGCACAAAUCUCAAAGAAGGAAACAUUCAAGAAGCCUACUCGUAUCAGUCAGAAUUCUACAGGUUCAAUUCUUGAUUCCUCCAUAGGAAGCACGACUGGUGAAAGUAGCCAAAGCAGCACGGGAAGUGACGCUUCAACAAGUUCUAGAUUUUCAAGAUCGAAGGCAGCAAGCAUGAAAAAGAAGCAGAAGAUAGAGUCGAAUCAAAAUAGACUAAUCGAUGAGAGUGCCUCGAAGCUAAAUGCAAGCGUAGAAGUUCCAUCUCCUGUUUCAACACCUUCCAGAACGCGCAGGAGUACGUCUAUCUUAAACACUUCUACGUCAUCCGCAAUGAGACAUAAAGUUUUGUUCACGGGUCUAACGGAAGAUUACAAUAAGCUUAUUAAAACGUUAGGUGGAGUCAAAGUGGAAGAUCCGGCCAAUUGCACCGUUCUAGUUACUGACAAAGUUCGCCGAACGUAUAAAUUUUUAUGCUCUUUGGCGAAGGGUGUACCCAUAGUGGCGAUCGAUUGGUUAAAGGAUAGCGAAACGGCGGAGCGAUUUCUAGAUUGGGAAAAUUAUAUAUUGAAGGAUCCCGCCGCUGAAGCCAAGUUCGGUUUCAGACUAAGGAAGAGUCUUGAUAAAGCUAAGGAGAAAAAAUUAUUGGACGGCUACAUCGUUGUACUGACGCCGAGCGUAGCGCCACCGCCUAUAGAAGAGUUGAAACAUAUAAUAGCGUCUUGCGGAGGAAAAGCUCUAUUACGUCCACCGACUAAAUGGCCUGAAAGAGCGAUAGUUUUGUCACGUGAAGAAGAUUUAUCAAACGCAAGAAAGUUUCUCGCUAAAGCACCGAAUACUGUUACAGUACAAUCUACAGAAUUUAUCUUAACCGGCAUCUUAAGACAGGAAACGGAUUUCGUAAAAUAUAAGUUAACAUGAUAACCAUUAAGGCUGUUAACAUCCAGGUAUUUCGAUUAUUAAUUUAGAGAUUAAUCCUUACUGACAGUGCUAUGUACUGUCACACGCGUUUUCCAGUAAAUGAAAAUCAGGUGCAUUGGUUUUAAAAUCUAAUUUAAUAAUUUACUAAUUGAUAUUAUUUUACAUAAAACACGAAAGUGCUGAGUUUGUUAACUUAAUAUAAUUGUCUUAAUAUUACACUUUUGAAUUCUUCAAUUCUAUAAUAUUUUAGUAAAACUCUAUAGAUGGAUCAAAUACUUAUUCCAUCCAGCACAUA
This is a messenger RNA of Wasmannia auropunctata (little fire ant), 5824 nucleotides long. RefSeq names its product mediator of DNA damage checkpoint protein 1 (gene mu2). The record is from RefSeq and is a predicted model, not a curated record. The transcript is spliced from 7 exons. Bases 301 to 5529 code for a protein of 1742 amino acids. Gene Ontology annotation, molecular function: protein binding. NCBI's taxonomy places the organism in Eukaryota, Metazoa, Arthropoda, Insecta, Hymenoptera, Formicidae.